ACAUUGGUGACUGUUGACUGCGUAGAUGGCGAUUCCCUUUCAGUGGGAGCUAUCGUUGGAAUUGUGGCUGCGAUCAUUGUCAUCGUCUUGGUGCUGCUCGCUCUUGCGUUUGUUUUUUACCGGAGGAGAAAAUCGCACCAAGAAGUUGAUUUUCAAUCUGGUGAUGAUAUCUCAACUACACAUUCAUUACAAUUCGAUUUUAAGACUGUUGAAGCUGCAACAGAUAACUUUUCAAGGAGUAACAGGCUAGGUCAAGGUGGAUUCGGUGAAGUGUACAAGGGUAUACUUCCAAACGGAACUGAAGUUGCUGUGAAGAGACUGUCCAAAACAUCAGGACAAUGUGCACUACUAGAGUUCAAGAACGAGGUUCUUGUUGUUGCAAAGCUUCAGCAUAGAAAUCUUGUUAAGGUUCUUGGGUGUUGUUUGGAGCCGGAAGAAAAGAUUAUAGUCUACGAGUUUGUUCCUAACAAUAGCCUUGAUUAUUUACUUUUUGACCCUACAAAGCAAGGUCAGUUGGAUUGGACAAUGAGAUACAAGAUCAUUUCAGGGAUUGCUCGAGGAAUUUUAUAUCUUCAUCAAGAUUCACGGCUUAUAAUCAUACACCGUGACCUUAAAGCCAGUAACAUUCUUUUAGAUGCAGAUAUGAACCCGAAAAUUACGGGUUUUGGCAUGGCCAGGAUUACUAUGGUUGGCCAAACCCUUGAAAAUACAAGUAGAAUAGUUGGAACAUACGGUUAUAUGGCUCCCGAGUAUGCAAUGCAUGGCCAGUUCUCCACAAAAUCUGAUGUAUAUAGCUUUGGGGUCUUAGUUUUGGAGAUUGUUAUUGGCAAGAGGAAUAGCAGCUUCCAGGAAACAGAUAGUAAUGAUAGCAACUUGGUCACAUCUGCAUGGAAGCUUUGGAGAAAUGGCUCACCGUUAGAACUUGUGGAUCCAACUGUUAGAAAGACUUGUGACAGCAGUGAAGUUACCAGAUGCAUCCAUAUCGCAUUGUUAUGUGUUCAAGAAAAUCCUAUGGAUCGUCCAACUUUGUCGACAAUCAUUUUGAUGCUCACUAGUAACACAGUUACCUUACCUGUGCCUCACCAACCUGGAUUUUUUUUCAAAAGCACACGUGAUCAAGACUUAUCAGCUGAAGAUUUGGAGUCAGGUCAAUCUACUGGAAAAUGUGUUCCUUUCUCUAUCAACGAUGAAAGCAUUAGUGAGUUAAAUCCUCGUUGAAGAUCAAUCUUGAUGUCCUUUUAAUACUUCUGAAGUCCUUGUUGCGGUGCUAGGACUUGAAUCUCCCUGCGUUUUCUUUCUCAGAUUAGACGUCCCUCUCACUUUUAUUCUGUGUGAUUGUAAAUUUGUAAUCAAGUUUUGUAAUUUGAAUUAUGGAAGUUUUUAGUUAAUGAUUAAGGGUACUCCAACUUAU
This is a messenger RNA of Brassica napus (rape), 1411 nucleotides long. Its product is annotated as cysteine-rich receptor-like protein kinase 34. The annotation marks the transcript as partial. Gene Ontology annotation, biological process: protein phosphorylation. The transcript is spliced from 6 exons. The record is from RefSeq and is a predicted model, not a curated record. Gene Ontology annotation, molecular function: protein kinase activity; ATP binding. NCBI's taxonomy places the organism in Eukaryota, Viridiplantae, Streptophyta, Magnoliopsida, Brassicales, Brassicaceae.